UUAACUUUUUGAAUUACAUGUAAAUUCCAGAAGUUAACUUUAAGUUAACUCUCAAAGUAGUUUUAUAAUACCCGCCCUUAGUCAAUGACGUCGCAAAUAGUGCUACACUAUGACCGCGAUUACCAAAAACGAGGCCGAUACGCAAUCCUGUAGUAGUGAGUAUUAUUCGUGGGCUGUGCUGUGGUACUGUGGUGUGGAAAUGAUGAUACACACCAAGCUGUGACACACCUACAAGGAUUGCUUAUCGGCUGGUAAACGUUGCCCUAUUAGUGUGUUACCAUUUCCGACGUCCUAUCGUCGUUAGCUGUUUAAAAAACCUACGUCAAGGCGAGAAUGUACUGUUUCAAAACAGUUUUGAGCCAGUUUCAGAAAAGUGGACGCGAGAAAACGCCUCUGGUAGUUUUGAAUAGUGGGAAAGGGCUACUCUAAAAGUUCGGAGCGAAAUGAGCGUGCUUGAUACGCUCUCUCGACGUAUUCACGAACGCGACAAGUUUUGCUCGGAACGCCCGGCGUUAAGCUAAAAAAUAUUUGGAGCGUACGGAGUACGGACGGAUCAAUUAUCGAACGCAGCUACAGAUUCACAAAUCACAGCAAAAAGUGAGGUUAUAUUUGUUAUGUUUAUCUAAGCAUGGAUGAAAAUUUUAAAAUAAAAACAUUAUCCUACAUAAUACACUUUCGUUCCAAAAAUUAUGUAUUUGACAUUUUGAAUUACUUUUAUUAAAAUGUUUAAUUCUCUCUGCUUACAAACCGACGUUACAUGUAUUGAAAUCAUAGACAAACAUGUUUUUGCAGGUAUUGGAGGAUUUCUGCACAUAUACCAAUUACCAAACAACAACCUAAUCAAGCGCCUCAAGAUUUUCGAAGGACAAAAAAUAUACGGAAUUAAACCAAAUCUGAAUUUAUCAAAACUUAUUAUUUUUGGCGGGAAACAUAUAUCUUUAACAUCUUGUCCACAAGGAAACUUUGAAGAAAUAGAAAAAAGUACCCACCAUAUUCUCUCUGACUGGAUAUUAGCCGUCAAAUGGAUAGAAAAUGAUAAUAAAAUAGCAACUGUGUUCAUGCAUAAUAAACUUACUAUAUGGAAUAAAGAUUUUUUAAAAGAAAUAUCAGUAAAAUGUGAGGAAAGAUGCAUUUUAUAUAGUGCCCAUAUUUGCUAUGAUAGUCACAAAGAACUUUUGAUUCUAUCAGGGACAGUGUUCAGUGAGGUAUUAUUAUGGAAACCAUUAAAUUCUCAUGAAAAUAAAUGUUCACCAGUGUUAAAAAGGCUCAAAGAACACAACGGUGUUAUAUUCUCCAUUGAUUAUAACCCAGACAAUGGCCUAAUAUGUGCCACAUCCGAUGACAGAUCUGCAGUGCUUUGGAAAAUGACUUCAACAAAUCCCCAGGACAUUCAAAUAAAUAAAUUGUGCCAGGUAUAUGAACAUUUAGCUCGAAUAUUCCGCUGUUUAAUUUUAAAAGAAUGUUUCAUAACAGUUGGAGAAGAUUCUUUAAUAAUUGUAUGGGACUUUAACGGUUCUUUGCUAAGAAAAAUUGAGACUCAUCAAGGUGGUGCAGUUUGGUCUUUGGGUUACAAUAAAAAUUUAGAUGUUAUUUGUAGCGGUGGGAAUGAUGGAGCAAUAACAACUUUUAGAGUUAAUCCAAAAGUUGUGAAAGAUUAUUCAAGUUUACCUAAUCGAGAAAUUCCAAAAAUUGUUGGAUUAUUAAGGGCAGGAAAUAUGAUUUGUUUAUCUGAAAAAGCAGUGUUGUAUUAUCAUGAUGUUAUUUGGCAAGAAGUUGCUAGAUACCCGGAUUUGCAAAAAUAUUGCAUUUUACAAAUAUCUCCUUGCAAAAGAUUAUUUGCUCUGGCCGGAUUUGAUGGGCAAAUAUAUAUUUAUAGAGAAAAUCACUUAAUUAAUAAAUUUUUUUUGCAACAUAAAUCAAGAAUAUUUGCAUUUCAUUGGCUAGAUUGCAAUAGAUUUUUAGUCACUCAAAAAGAUGGCAUUUUAAUUCUAUAUUUUAUUUUUAAUAAUACAAUUAAUUUUAUACAAUCAUUUAUAUUUCCAUCUUCAAAGGAGAGGUGGCCAACCUGUGCUUGUGCCUUAAACGAUCACAUUAUUUUAGGUGAUAGAAAGGGGAAUAUCUAUAAUUUUAAAAUUGGACACGAAAGUCCGAUAAAUACACAAAAAAAGUCGCAUAGCUAUUUAGGAGUUACUUAUUUAUAUUUUGAAAACAAUUUAAUUAUCUCUUUAGGUAGGGAUGGUUUUAUAAAAAGAUAUAAACUUUCAAAUAAUAAUUUGGAGUGUAUUGAUUCUAACAAAACUAAAUUUUCUUGGUUGGUAGGCUUGGAAAAUAAUUUAUUACUAUCAUUUUCAGGUGAUAAUUUUGUAGUUUCAGAUUUUAAAUUUCAAAGAAUUUUAUUUGAAACUAAAUGCGGGGGUGGACAUAGAUCGUGGGAUUAUGUGACAAAUUCAAAAAGCAUAAUUUUUAGUUUUAUCAAGCAAAAAAUAAUACACACUUGCCAGUUAAAUAUGGAAGAUUUUAUGCCAAAAGAUGUAAUUGAAGGCUUCCACGUCCGAGAAAUUAAUGCCUUAAAAGUUUUGAAAUUAAGUGAGGAUUAUCAUUUGGUUAUUUCUGGAGGUGAAGACACCAUUCUCCGUUUAAGUAUAGCUCAAUUUAAUAGAAUAAAAAUCCUAGAAACAUUUAAAAUACAUCUUUCAAGCAUUAGAGCCAUAAAUUAUUACAAAUUAAACAUAAAUAAAUAUUUAUUGAUAACAGCUGGUGGACGGGCUCAAAUAAUUUGUUGGCAAAUUGAAAUACAAGAUGAAAAAAUAUCAUGCAUAGAAAAAUGCAAUUUUUAUGAAUCUGUAAGCCAAGAAGAAGGAGAAACUAGAAUAAUGCAUUUGUGUAUUGCAAAUAUACAUGAGCAGUUGUACCUUUUUGCUGGUCGUUCGGAUGGUUUAAUAAAAAUAUUUUCCAUAUCGACUGAUAUGAAUUUAAAACUUGAAAAUUCUAUUUCUCAUUCUAAUCAUUGUAUAAGCAACUUGGCUCUAAUUAAAGGGGGAGUUAACAUCGAUUUAUUAGCUUCUAUGGCGACUGAUGGGAAUUUAAAAUUUUGGUCUAUAUCAGAUAUUUGUUAUAAUCAAAGUAAUGAGGCUCUAAAUUUCUUCAAGAUUCAUCAAUCGGGUAUAACGUCUUUUAGUUAUAUUUUAAAGGAUGACAGAUUGAUAACUUUAACCGGUGGGGAUGAUAAUUGCAUAAGUUUGACGUUAUUUGGUAUUCAUAAACAAAAUAGUUUUAUAAGUUUAGCAAAAAUUAAUGUUGAUCAAAAUUUCGCGAUUCAUUGUGCUCAGAUAACUGGAGCUUUUCUACUGAAUGGAUAUUUUAUAACUAGCUCCAUUGACCAAAGAAUAGUGAUAAGUAAAUGGCUUUAUAAAGAUAAUGAAGUAAAAUUUAGUAUGCUAGAAAAAUAUGACACUGCCAUAGCUGAUCCUCAAGGAUUAGAAGCGAUUUUAGACAAGAGAAGUUUAUAUUUGUAUAUUUUUGGUAAUGGUAUUGAAUGUGUGAAAGUGAACAUAUAAAUAUCCCCGUAAAUAUCUAGAUUAGUCAAUAAUAAAAUAUAUUAAGUAAUGUGUACAAAUCUUAUGCCAUCUGUGAUACCUAUGCAGUAUAUUGAAGUUAAUAUACAUUUUUUAUGUUGAAAUGUUGUCUAUUAUUUUUUUGAACCAUUAGAAUUAUUAUAUUUCAAGUAUCAUUAGCACUCUAAAGAACUCACUAGAUCGUCUCCAGGAAGAGUUCUCGAUCGAACGGAAUUAGCGUACUCUUAGAACAGAACACACUACUGCAAACAAAUAGGGUUCAUAGUCCAAGAGCCCAGAGCCGCCAGACACAACUUAUUUUCUAAAGGACAGAAUAUGUGGGAUUGAGUAGCACUUAUAGGUACUAUGAACGUAUGUAUAUUCGCUAAGUUGAGUAGACGGCCAAUUGACUGUUAUUUGUAAAUAACGGUUUUUCCUAUUAUGGGAAAAACCGAAUCUCAUUUCUACUCUAGCCUAGAGUAGACUGUACGUUUAAGAGGGGGAAAUCAGUUGACAUAGAUAUCUCGCUCACUCUCAAACGCAUGCAUAGUACCCUCGCGCUCACACUCCCGGAAAAAUUAUUUUGCGUCUGGGGGAAUGUUUGGCCGGUGCGAUUGGUCUGGCUAAGCACACGUAGUUAUAAAAUAGUCUCCCAAAUACCAUAUAUAAAAAUCAAGCGUUAGAAAAAAAGUUGAAGCUUUCUUCAGCUUUCACACCUCCUGUUGGUAAAUUGGACGUCUACCCAACUUAGCGGGUAUACAUACGUUCAUAGUACAUAUAAGUGCUACACAAUUCCACAUAUUCUGUCCUUUAGAAAAUAAGUUGUGUCUGGCGGCUCUGGGCUCUUGGACUAUCAUGGAACGAUAGAAUACAUGGAACCGCAGCAAAUUAUGUUAAUAGGAAACAAAUGAAUUUGAAAAAUAAAUAUUAUUCUCCAUGCACUUUAUAGUUUACAAAAAGGUAACUUUUUGCUAUGGGUAAGAUAGUAAGAAAACCAGUCCUACUUCCGUAAAUUCUGGCCACAAGGGCGUUUAGAGAAAUUGCAAGUCAGGCGAUUGAUGGAAAGAAAUUGGUUUUUACUUGUGCAUCCAAAAGCUUUUAGAGAGUGAAUAAGCACAUACCUUUACCCUUAGGCCUUAAAAAAAAACUGCACCAUCUAGUUUAAUUGCAGGUGAACUUACCACAAAGGAAUUUACUUCACCAUUAGAACAAGGCAAAAUUCCUAGCAUAAAAAGAAUUGAUGUGAGAUGUGUCCUAAAAGGGAUAAGCUUUGGCUACAUUGGUCAAUUUAGUUGUCCCCACAAAUUACAGGCGUAUUGGCCAAAUUGUAGCUCUAUCCGAGGAACACUUCUCUUGAAAAGAAAACUCCCAUAUAAAUUUCUAUGCUACUGAAUUAGUUUUGUAUUAACCAUUUAAUAAAUAAAUUAUGUUAUAUUCUAUUACAAUCAAUAUACCAUAUACAAUUAAAAUAUUCUAAGUUUUAUAAAUCCUUUUUCUACUGACGUUUCAUAAUAGCAACUUUUCGAUUGUCAUUUCAGUUUUGAAACGACAUUCUUUUAGGCACUGAGUGCGUGAAAGUUACUUUUAGGCACUCAGUGCGUAAAAGUGACUUUUGAAUGCGUAAAAGUGACUUAUGAGUGCGUAAAAGUAAUUUUUAAGCACUAGUGCCUAAAAGUGUCAUUCAUUAUUCAGAAAUAAAAAACACACUGAACACAUAUUUGAAUUUUGUUUUGUAUUUAUUAUGAAUAUUGAAAAUGGAAUUACUGAAUUGAACGUUUGGGUUACUCAAAACAGAACUUUGUGUUAUUACCUACUUUCUAGGAUUUUAAUUAUUGAUGUCGAAUUUUGAAAAGAAAAUCGCAUGAAAAGUGUCAGGUGUCAAGUAAAAGCAGGUAACAAAGAUUUUGGGUGUAAUCGACUUAUUCACAUGAAAUAAAAUUGUGUUUUUUUAUUAUAAAAUGCCAGUAGAAAAAAUCUUGUAUACAAUACGUUACGAAACGAUGUCUUUUAGUCACUCGACGUGUUGUCCAACUCGGCUUUGCCUCGUUGGACAAUUUUCACGUCGCGUGCCUAAAAGACGCUCAUUUCGUAACUUAUUGUAUAAAUAGCUAUUUUUAUACAUAAAUUAUUCCACAAUUCAAUGUGCAAACAAUCUUGCAGCAGCAUGUCCAUUAACAUAAAAAUAAUUAUAUUCUCAGUAUUAAAUUAGUUAUAAAAUGGAUUGUAUGUAACCCAAUGAGCCCUCUCCUGUUCUUUUUCGGAUUUAUGAGUAGUGAAUAUGGAUUUAUAAACAUCUGUAGCUUUUUUAUCUUGGGCUAUACUAUAAUCUGAAGUCAUUUUCCUUACUUCUUCUGCGUUGGUUACUUUACCCGAAGAUAUAACAUUUCCUAUUUUUGAAAGCGAUGUUGAUCCACCAGUUUCAAUUUUGAGUUUUUUAGAUAUUUCUUCAGUUUUUGUAAGUGUUCUUUUAUUUGCCUUCUUAUUUGGUUCUAAUAAGCAGCUGCCACUAUCGGAAACAAUAGUCGCUGAAGUGGUUGUAGAAGGUGUAGCUGGUUCAACUUUAAUUUUCUUUUUGUCUUUAUUUUUUGCCUUUCUUAAUUCCAUUCUUCCUUGCAUCAAUUCAACAUCUGUUGUAGUCCCAUUUAAAAUGACAAUAUCAUCGUCCUCGAAGGGUUUGGUGCAUUUAUGGCAAUUUUUGGUACCAAUUUCCUUAUAAGCUCUUUCAGAAAAUACGCAACCGCAAUUCCAUACAGCAACAAAUCUAAACUUGCCACUCAUUUCAAGUCCCAGAACGGGGCAAAUGUAUGGUGACCCACGAUGAUCUACUGCACCUCCUUUUUUGUCCUCAUCUAUUUUGUAUUCUGGAUUCUUGGUAAGUCUUAGAUUUUUAACAUCUUUCAAAUUCUUUAUAUGACGGAAUUCUUCAGCCAACGCGCUUCUAUCUAGCAAAGCUUCAAUUAAUGCCAUUUUGUUGUACAACUUUCCCAGGUGGCACAUUACAAUGGGUUCUCGUAAGGCUUCUUGUGUUAUAGCACAGCAUUUCCAUAAGGCAGCCAGCUCGGCAUCUUUGUCUUUUUGUUCCGGCUUCUUUUUAACUCUUACUAACUCGUCACGACGUGGAAUUGUACCACCAUCACAACCCAUGAUAAGAUUUUAG
Ceutorhynchus assimilis (cabbage seed weevil) is the source of this 6711-nucleotide messenger RNA. Lineage: Eukaryota; Metazoa; Arthropoda; Insecta; Coleoptera; Curculionidae. The record is from the annotation of a GenBank genome assembly.